CUCCCCCCUCGACCCUGCCUCUCGGAGCCCUGGCCAGGCUCCCGCUUCCUCCGCGCCCCGCAGUGGGGCUGGGCGGCGCGGGGGGCGGGGUUUUCUGGCACUUUCUGGGCGCCGCGAACGCUGCGAUUCCAGGCUCGGAGGCCGGAAACGUCGCUACGGAGCCGCACGGCAGCCCGCGCCGCGGCCCUUCCUUGCGGUCCGCCGAGGCCGAGCCGCCAGCUCAGACAUGGCCAAGUGGGGCCAGGGGGACCUGCGCUGGAUCGUGGAGGCCCGGGAGGACGGGACCAACGUGAACAACUGGCACUGGACAGAGCGGGAUGCCACCCGCUGGUCUAAAGGGAAGCUCCGUGACCUCCUGGUGGGCAUUGUCGUGGAGAACGAGGCUGGCUGCGUUGAGAUGAGUGAACUGAAGCAGGUGGAAGGUCAGGCUUCUUGCAGCAGCCGCAAAGGAAAGCUGAUUUUCUUCUAUGAGUGGAACAUCAGGCUGAGCUGGAAAGGUAACGUAAAAGAAUCUGGUGCAAAGCACAAGGGAGUGAUUGAAAUACUCACCCUUUCUGAAGAAAAUGAAGUAGAUGACACUGAGGUCAAUGUGAGUAAAAAGAAAGAUGUGGAUAUACUGAAGGAUCUUAUGAAAACUGCAGGCACCGCCAGGGUCAGGGAGGCCCUUGGAGAUUACCUGAAGGCACUUAAGAUGGAAUUUACAAUGGAAAUGAUUUUACCAGCGAAAGCCAUGGCAACCCAGGAACCGACAGUUGAAAGGAAACUGAGUGAGAACACCUUGCAGGUAUGUCCUCUGGGGCUUGGGAGAAAGAUCCCCACUGUGGCGCUGCACAUGACGGAACUCUUCGACGCCACUACAGAGCAACUGUACAGCGUCUUCACCAUGAAAGAUUUGGUGCAAAAAUUUUCUAAAUCUCCUGCUGUAUUAGAAGCUGAAAAGGAAGGGGAAUUCCUAAUGUUUGAUGGGAACAUCACUGGUGAAUAUUACAGAAUUGUUGACAAAAAGAUUAUCAUGAAAUGGAGAUGUAGGAACUGUCCAGAAGAACGCUAUGCAACAGUUGCACUGAGUUUUGUGCCUACUCCAGGGCAAACUGAAUUGCAGUUAGACUGUACAGGAGUUCCUGUCUGUAAAGAAGAGAGCAUGAAAUUCUGUUGGCAGAAGCAGCAUUUUGAAGAAAUAAAAGGUUUACUGCAGCUGACCCAACCCUAAAUGGUUGAAUUAGAAGAUUUUUAUAGGGUA
Molecule: messenger RNA, 1240 nt
Organism: Zalophus californianus (California sea lion)
Lineage: Eukaryota; Metazoa; Chordata; Mammalia; Carnivora; Otariidae
Product: activator of 90 kDa heat shock protein ATPase homolog 2-like
Biological process (GO): positive regulation of ATP-dependent activity; protein folding
Cellular component (GO): cytosol
Molecular function (GO): protein-folding chaperone binding; ATPase activator activity
Source: RefSeq, a predicted model, not a curated record